AUGAUUAUAAUUUAUCGUGCUCUUAUUAAUGGAUAAACUUAUUGGGCCAAGCAUCCUAAAGAUGUCAGGAGUACUGUUGAUCUUGCAGUCUUACUGGCUAGAAGAUAUAUAAGAAAUUGCAUAUUUAGGAGUGGGAUUACUGAAAGAAUCUUUAGGAACUAUAGAUAACUCAACUCUUAAUAGUAUAAUAUAGCUACCCUUUCAAAAAUAAGAGCAGCAUGCAAUAAACGCAUUCUCAUAGCUGCUCCAUUAAUGUACCAGGAGGAUCCUAAUCACCUCAACGAUUUUGCUAUGAAAACUCAUGCAUAAGAAUAUGAUUUGGUUUUUUUGGAUAUGAACGAAGGUAAAAACAUCAACUUUGGCAUUCCAGCAAUUCCACACUUAAUUAAUAUCUGUAAAUGA
Messenger RNA from Paramecium tetraurelia, 402 nucleotides. RefSeq lists its product as uncharacterized. The transcript has a single exon. NCBI's taxonomy places the organism in Eukaryota, Ciliophora, Oligohymenophorea, Peniculida, Parameciidae. The record is from RefSeq and is a predicted model, not a curated record.